This is a messenger RNA of Panthera uncia (snow leopard), 654 nucleotides long. It is a transcript of the gene RNASE11, whose product is annotated as ribonuclease A family member 11 (inactive). NCBI's taxonomy places the organism in Eukaryota, Metazoa, Chordata, Mammalia, Carnivora, Felidae. The record is from RefSeq and is a predicted model, not a curated record. The transcript has a single exon. The coding region runs from base 13 to 612 and encodes 199 amino acids. Gene Ontology annotation, molecular function: nucleic acid binding.
CCCAGAUCUGAGAUGGAUUCUUUCUUUCUGCUGCUCCUCGGCCUGGGUUUGGUUCUUGCAGGAGCUCCAGAAAGCAUAAUGGAGAUAAUUAACGAAGAAUUUUCGGGGGAAGAGAUGUACUAUGAUGUGGCAAACAGGGACCAAGAAAAACGGACUAGUGAGGUAUUAAUGAACUUGACUCUGUUAUAUAAAAAUACUAGUGCCAGUACGUCCAAGGAUAGUUUGUCUUCCUCAUUAUUGACAUUCAGAAGAUUACAUUAUAGCUUCCCCGGAGGAGACAGCCCAGGUAACGACAAAGAGUAUUGCAAUGACGUGGUGGUCUGGAGAAAAGUUUCCGAAGCUAAUGGGUCAUGCAGGUUGAGCAAUAACUUCAUCCAUGGCUCCAUGGAAGUGAUGCACGGGGUCCCCAAGGCCUCCAGCUGCAAGUGUGGACAGAAUCUUGGCAUCAACUGCUCUAGGAGCCCACGUCUGGAGACCACUAUGUGCCAGCUUACUAUGGACAAACAGUUCGCCAGGUGCCAAUACCACAGUGAUACCUCAUUAAAGAAAAUAUUGGCAAUGCUGACAGGUCAUUCUCUGAUGAGCUGGUUAGUUAGUGGCUCCAAGUUGUAAAUCCCACAGGGCUUUGAGACCGGAGUCUCUCUAAAGAAAGAC